Messenger RNA from Oryctolagus cuniculus (rabbit), 2265 nucleotides. The record is from RefSeq and is a predicted model, not a curated record. NCBI's taxonomy places the organism in Eukaryota, Metazoa, Chordata, Mammalia, Lagomorpha, Leporidae.
UGGUCAAGGGGCGGUCUAUGCCCCAACCAAUCACAGCCUGUUGCCAGGCAGUUUCCAAAGCCAACCAAUCACAGCCUGUUGCCAGGCAGUUUCAAAUCCAUCCAAUCACAGCCUGUUGCCAGGCAGUUUCCAAAGCCAUCCAAUCACAGCCUGUUGUCAGGCAGGCUCCGUUGCCAGGUGGGUUUCAAAGCCAUUCCUGAGUAACUGACGCUCGCUUGCCAGUGGCCACCUUGGCAUGGCCUUCUCAUUCCACCACAGUUUGACAUGUCAACAAGUGUCUCCACUGAUGUGGCAGCUUUUGCCCCUUGUAUUUGAAGUCUUUCAGCAAGAUGGCUUUGAUUACUUUACAGAUAUGAUGCCUCUUCUGCAUAAUUAUGUAACAGUUGAUACAGAUACUUUUCUGUCUGAUACCAAGUAUCUUGAAAUGAUAUACAGUAUGUAAAAGGUUCUUACAGGAGUUGCAGGAGAAGAUGCAGAGUGUCACGCAGCAAAAUUAUUAGAGGUCAUCAUUCUGCAGUGCAAAGGGCAUGGCAUUGACCAGUGCAUUCCCUUAUUCGUGGAAGCAGCUUUAGAGAGACUGACAAGAGAAGUUAAGACAAGUGAACUUAGAACAAUGUGUCUGCAAGUUGCAAUUGCAGCUUUAUAUUAUAACCCACACCUACUACUUAAUACUUUAGAAAAUCUUCGCUUCCCUAAUAAUGUUGAACCAGUUACAAAUCAUUUUAUUACACAGUGGCUUAAUGAUGUUGACUGUUUCUUGGGGCUCCAUGACCGAAAGAUGUGUGUUCUUGGCCUGUGUGCUCUUAUUGAUACGGAACAAAUACCACAGGUUUUAAAUCAGGUUUCUGGACAGAUUUUGCCAGCUUUUAUCCUUCUAUUUAAUGGAUUGAAAAGAGCAUAUGCCUGCCAUGCAGAACAUGAGAAUGACAGUGAUGAGGAUGAUGAAGCUGAAGAUGAUGAUGACACUGAGGAACUGGGGAGUGACAAGGAUGAUAUUGAUGAAGGUGGUCAAGAAUAUUUGGAGAUUCUGGCUAAGCAAGCAGGUGGAGAUGGAGAUGAUGAGGCCUGGGAAGAAGAUGAUGCUGAGGAAACUGCUCUAGAAGGCUAUUCCACAAUCAUUGAUGAUGAAGAUAACCCUGUUGAUGAGUAUCAGAUAUUUAAAGCUAUAUUUCAGACUAUUCAAAACUGUAAUCCUGUGUGGUAUCAGGCUCUGACUCAUGGUCUUAAUGAAGAACAAAGGAAACAGUUACAAGACAUAGCAACUCUGGCUGAUCAAAGAAGAGCAGCCCAUGAAUCCAAAAUGAUUGAGAAGCAUGGAAGGUACAAAUUCAGUGCUCCAGUUGUGCCAGGUUCUUUCAGUUUUGGAGGCCCGGCACCAGGGAUGAAUUGAAUUGUCAUUUUCUUUCCUGCCGUGUGAUUGUAGUGAAGAGCUUGUGUUCCUCCUAGUAGUGGUUCCAGAACUGGUUUAUGUUAUCUACUCUAAACUCAUUGAUCAAUAGAUGCACACAAAGCAAAACCCCAGGAGGUGGGACCUGAUCAUGCAACCUGGCACUGGAAAAGAAACCAGAGGGAUUCUUGGGGGGAGGGGAGUAAUGGGGGAGGUAGGACUGGUAUUUUCUUUAUUUUUGAAGAAAGUAAGAUCCUGACUCUGAAGCUUCAAGUGACACUGUGGAAAUCUGAAACAAGAGGGAAUGUCAUGAAGGCAGCUUUUCUUUUUCUGAGGAAAAAAUAAGCAUGGGCUACAGGACUAUUUAAAAUGUCUCAUUUACAGUAUAAAACUCAAAGGUAGAUGUAAUUUUUACACCUAUGACUAUUUGUCCGAUUUGUCUAUUCCUCACCAUUGAGUAUACUUUAUAUGUAAAUAAGAUAAGGUAAUCCGAUAGCCUUAUUCCAUCUUUAUCAUUUUCAUUCAUCAAAGAUUGUUCCUAUGUAGAUUAUUGGACAUUUAUUGUAGUACUACAUGACUGAUUUAAAGCUCUGUAAAUGAAUUAGCACUUUCAUAUUGAAACAAGCCUGCUAGCCUAUGUAUAAAAGCAAAAUGUUUGCUGUUUAUAAAAGGAAGGGGAUGUAAUGGGGUGGGGGGUAGGGGUAAUUUCAAGUUGUUAAUUUAAAAAUGAACUAGCAAUUUUGUACCUGUUGACUUUGUGGUACACUCACCUCUGAUAGGGACUUGAAUUCGGUAUGUAAAAAGGAGUUAGUGAUAUUUCAUUGCUGCUAAAAAUGGCAACUCCCUCUGUGUCCUGUUUUUUUCUUAAAGCUCUCAGU